CAUCCCAUACUGUACGCAUUCCCAACGACCAUUUUGUCCCAUUCUUCACCCCAUCAUCCAUCUCGUCCAGCAGCGUCACACUCCUUACGUCUGGCUGUUUCCUUUCUUACACUCCUUUUCUCCUUUUGCGCCUCGGUCUGUCCUUGCCUUGUCACUGCGCUCGUCGUCCGUCAAUCCGUCAUCCAUCCUCCCUACAUCGAUUCCUCGUACUACCACACCACACCACACCACGGCACAGCACCAUGCACCAGGUCUUGGGCCUGCAUCAUGGUCGCACGGUCGUCGCCUCCAUCGGCGCCUUGGUCUUCAUCCUUUUCGUGCUUGGCUUAGCCCACUACCAAAGCUUCGAGUUCCCCGCCUUCCCUGGGCAGAACACCAUCAACCCCUACGCGCUCUCCAAGCCCAGGCCAGGGGAGCAGGCUGGCGCCGACGGGCUCACCGCCAGUGACAUUGUCAAGCUCCAGGCCUUCUACCUGGAACACAUUGUCAAGCCGUCCAUCAAGCCCACCGAUCCCGUCUACCGGCCGUCGGGCGCCUUUGAAUGGAAGCUCCCCAAGCACAUUGGCUGGCCGGAGCCCCUCGGCAAGGACCUCGUCAUCCUCGACAUGGACAGUCGCCCUCUCAACAAGACGGGCGAGAUCUUUGGCAACCAGACCCUCAGCUGGGAUAACACGACCGCCAUUCACGGACCGUCUCUCGGCAUUCUCCAGCACUGGCUCUAUGCCAAGAUCCAUGGAUAUAGGUACUACUACAUCCAGACGGGCACUUUCCCUGAUCGUCGCGACUCGUGGAAGAAACCCACCAUCAUCGGAAGAGUCACGUCCAAGUACAAGACCUCUGUGUUUGCCGACUCGGACGCCAUCUUCAACCACCUGGACCUGCCCUUUGAAUGGCUGCUCAACUACUGGGACAUCAGGAACGAGACGGACGCUCUGACCCUGGCGACUGACCCGAAAGCGAAGCACAAUCGUGACGAGAAGGGCAAGCUAUAUGCCAACACGGGCUUCAUCAUCACGCAAAACAUCCCCGUCACCUACGACAUAAUGAAGGACUGGUCCGAAUGUGCUGACGUGGGCGGCAAAUUCCCGAACUGCACCGACUACCGCGACAAGGCCGGCGGCCACCCCUCUGACCAGGGCGGAUUCGGUAACUACAUCCGCUAUGCGUACAACGAGAGUGUGAAGGAGCUCCCGUGCGCCGAGGCCAAUGGGUUCCCCGAAGACAGGUCUGAGUGCAAGGGCACCUUCAUCAAGCACUUGUGGACAGGCAAGAACACCCACCUCAAGGUCGCAAUUGGCAGCAUGAUCCCUGGCCGUUUCCUCCAAAUAUUUCACGACCAGAUGUUGAGUGAGAAGGAGACUUUCUACUUGACAGAGGACCAAAUCAUGCAGGAGAGCUGGACUGGCUGAGAGGAAGGGCCCCACGACGAACGUGCAACAGGCACAUAAUGAUGUGUUGAAUAUGAAAAAAUCAUCUUGUUAGACUGGGCCUUGGACUGCCUAUGGGUCUUUCCAGGUGUAAUGAUGGGAGUUUUCAUGCCACUGGUGGCUUUCAGGACUUGGGAUAUGAAUCCUCUGACACGUCACAGGAAGGCUUUGGGCGAGUCACCUAUUUUGUAACGAACUUGGUCUAUAUCCCUCUCUGUUAGCAUGUUAUCCAUUCUUCGUUUCUCAAUAG
Messenger RNA from Verticillium dahliae VdLs.17, 1677 nucleotides. RefSeq lists its product as uncharacterized. Bases 243 to 1409 code for a protein of 388 amino acids. The transcript is spliced from 3 exons. NCBI's taxonomy places the organism in Eukaryota, Fungi, Ascomycota, Sordariomycetes, Glomerellales, Plectosphaerellaceae. The record is from RefSeq and is a predicted model, not a curated record. Gene Ontology annotation, molecular function: glycosyltransferase activity. Gene Ontology annotation, cellular component: Golgi membrane. Gene Ontology annotation, biological process: protein N-linked glycosylation.